GAAGUUGAUGUCCAUUUUUCUCAGUCUGCAUCAAAUGCAAAGCAGCACAAGGAUGUUGAGGUGUGUCGUGGUCCCCUCUCAUUGGAAGAAAUCAAAACCAGUGAACUAGAAAUAAUCAAGUUCUGUCAGAUACAAAAGUACGCGGAAGAGUUUUCUUGCCUUCAGAGGAGAGAGAGUGUGAAAGGAAACAGUCACAUAUACAGGCUCAAUCCGAUACUGGAGGAUGGCGUUUUGAGAGUUGGAGGUCGGCUUAGUAAGGUGGCUAUGCCUGAAGAGUCUAAACACCCAGCUAUCAUAGCUAAAGAGCUUCACAUCUCAGACCUCAUCAUACGCCACAUUCAUCAAGAGGUCGGCCAUGGUGGCAGGAACCAUGUGCUGUCGAGGCUACGUCAACGCUAUUGGAUUCCUGCUGCGGGUGUUGCCAUAAGAAGGAUUUUAUCCAAAUGUGUUGUCUGUCGCAGGCUACAUGGAGCCACUGGUCAACAGCAAAUGGCAGACUUGCCUGUCGACAGGGUUUCACCAGAUGAACCUCCCUUCAGUUACGUCGGGGUAGACUAUUUUGGACCUUUUGACAUCAAGCGUGGAAGGAGUCUUGUCAAACGAUAUGGAGUCAUCUUCACCUGUUUGGUGAUAAGAGCAGUGCACAUUGAAGUUGCUUCAUCUUUAGACACAGAUUCUUUCAUUAAUGCCUUGCGACGCUUCAUCGCAAGAAGAGGACAGGUUAAGGAGCUCCGCUCAGACAAUGGCACUAAUUUCAUUGGUGCAGAGCGUGAGUUGAAACGAGCCAUUGACGGAUGGAACCUGGAACAGAUCAACGACACACUCUCAUUGAAAGGAAUCAAGUGGACCUUUAAUCCUCCUACCGGAUCACACCAUGGUGGAGCAUGGGAGAGGUUGAUUCGUUCCAUUAGAGGGGUUCUUAAUGCCACUUUGAGAGCACAAAGUUUGGAUGAGGAGGGACUCCAGACAGUCCUCUGUGAGGUUGAGUCUAUUCUCAAUAGCAGACCCCUUACCAAGGAAUCCACUGACCUAAAUGAUUUGGAAGCACUGACACCCAACCAUCUUCUACUUCUCAAAACCAAGCCCUGUUUACCACCUGGUCUGUUUCACAAGGAGGACAGUUAUGCACGUCGCAGAUGGAAGCAGGUCCAAUAUAUUUCUGAUUUGUUUUGGAAAAGGUGGACUAAGGAGUAUUUGCCACAACUACAGGAAUGCCAGAAGUGGACAAAGGUCAAGAGGAACUUCAUUCUCGGGGAUAUCGUGCUAAUAGUGGACGAUUCCGCUCCUCGGAAUUCCUGGGUCAUUGGAAGAGUCACUGAGGCGGUGCCAGACAGAAGAGGAUUAGUGCGGCAGGUCAAAAUUAAGACCCAGACCAGCGUUCUUAGUAGACCUGUGACCAAGAUCUGUCUUCUUCAGGAGUCGGAACAGUGUUGAAGGCUGUUUUGACUUGUUUGACUUAGAC
Messenger RNA from Epinephelus fuscoguttatus (brown-marbled grouper), 1462 nucleotides. RefSeq lists its product as uncharacterized. The record is from RefSeq and is a predicted model, not a curated record. Gene Ontology annotation, biological process: DNA integration. Gene Ontology annotation, molecular function: nucleic acid binding. Lineage: Eukaryota; Metazoa; Chordata; Actinopteri; Perciformes; Serranidae. The coding region runs from base 265 to 1434 and encodes 389 amino acids. The transcript has a single exon.